Penicillium griseofulvum is the source of this 2052-nucleotide messenger RNA. Its product is annotated as Aldehyde/histidinol dehydrogenase. The transcript has 6 exons. NCBI's taxonomy places the organism in Eukaryota, Fungi, Ascomycota, Eurotiomycetes, Eurotiales, Aspergillaceae. Bases 1 to 2052 code for a protein of 683 amino acids. The record is from RefSeq and is a predicted model, not a curated record. Gene Ontology annotation, molecular function: aldehyde dehydrogenase (NAD+) activity.
AUGACCUGCAAUCGCAUUCAUGUCGCCAUCCUUGUGUGUGACACGCCAAUACAGCCUGUUCUCAGGAAGUAUGGCGACUACUUCACAAUAUUUCAAGACCUUUUGAGGCAGGCCUUCAAAGACUUGGAACUAUCCGAGGAGUUCAAAGAUAUCACGGUUGAAUUUAGUGAAUAUUCCAUGGUGGACAAUAACCAAUUUCUUGAUCUAGAGAAUGUCGAUGCCGUUCUUCUGACUGGAAGUAAACACGAUGCCUGGUCUGAUGAUCAAUGGAUCUGUGACCUCACAAGCAACAUUCGUGAGACUGUUUUGACACACAAGAAGCCCGUGAUUGGGAUUUGUUUCGGGCAUCAGAUUAUUGCUCGGGCGCUGGGAGCACAAGUUGGGAGAAAUGAAGCUGGAUGGGAGGUUUCUGUUGAGAAGCUCACUCUGACUGAGGCCGGGAAGAAACUGUUUGGAAGGGAUACACUGGCAAGUGAAAAAAAGAAAACACGCGAGCAAACCCGAUUGAACGGGAUUCUGAUUGAUUACAGAGUAUCCAGCAAAUGCACCGCGAUAUUGUCUUCGAUACCCCGGCCAUUUGCACGAACCUCGCUACAAGUCCAAAAUGUGAAGUUCAGGAUCAAAUACGCAACCUACGAUAUGUCAAACCAAAUUCGUACCAUCUGUCCUUCAACCCACGAGGUCAUUUUUGACCAGCCUGGCAUUUCACUCGAAGAAGCUAUCAAAGUUGCUGCUUCUUCAAAGCAAGCCUUUGAGUCCUACAGAACAAGCUCACUGGAGAAGCGAAAAAGCAUUGUGAAACGAGCAUUGGAUAUUAUUGAGCAGCGCCGCGAUGAUCUGGCCCGGGAACUGACCACGCAAAUGGGCCGACCGAUCCGGUACUGUGCAUCAGAGGUCAAUACGAUGCGUCUCCGCGCCGAGUACUUGAUGGAUAUUGCCGAAGAGAGCCUUUCCGAUCUUCCUGGUCGGCCAGAAGCUGGCUUCCGGCGAACUGUCAAGCGUGUCCCCGUGGGACCGGUGCUUAUUGUGGGUGCUUGGAAUUAUCCUUACCUGACUACUGUCAAUGCUCUUGUCCCGGCACUUAUUGCUGGUAACAGUGUUAUCCUUCGCCCUUCGCCGCAGACCCCGCUAUUUGGAAAUAGACUGCUCGAAGUCUUUAAUGAGGCAGGACUUCCACCACAGGUCCUUCAGGUCAUUCAUAUUGGAAACCUAGAUGUUUUGGAUCAGGUGGCACAGAUUCCCGAGAUUCAGUCUGUCUCGUUUACCGGAUCAACUGCUGGUGGGGUCAGACUCAGAGAGGCAACCGCUCAUCACAUCAAGCCCCUCAACCUCGAGCUUGGUGGAAAGGAUCCCGCAUAUGUUCGGCCAGAUGUCGACGUGAAGCACGUCGCAGAGCAACUCGUGGAUGGGGCCGUUUUCAACUCUGGACAGAGUUGCUGUUCCAUAGAGCGAGUAUACGUGCAUGAGAAUAUUUACGAGGACUUUGUUUGUGCUGUGCAAGAGGAGCUUAAAUCGUACAAACUUGGUGAUCCGCAUGAUCAAAGCACAACCACAGGCCCUGUUAUCUCAGCGCAGGCCGCGGAGAAGAUCACAGCUCACGUCAAUGAUGCGAUUGCUAAAGGAGCUAUCAACUCCACUCCCCAGAACCGAAGCUUUGAGGUGACUAGCAACCCUCAGAUUCAAAAAGGUAACUUUGUCUCACCAAUCGUUCUGACCAAUGUCAACCAUACUAUGGCUACGAUGAAGGAGGAGACUUUUGGUCCUGUGAUGCCAAUCAUGAAGGUCUCUAGCGACGACGAAGCUAUCAUAUUGAUGAAUGACAGUGACUAUGGUCUGACGGCGAGCGUCUGGACAAAGGAUAUCACCCGUGGGGAGGAGUUGAUUGAUCGCGUUGAAGCCGGUACGGUGUUCAUUAAUCGCUGUGACUAUCCAAGCCCGGACCUUGCCUGGACAGGCUGGAAGUCAUCAGGUUUGGGAUGUACCCUUGGCCCACGGGGAUACGAUGGAUUCGUGAAGCUGAAGAGCUACCACAUCAAGGACGGCUCCGCAUGA